Sungouiella intermedia is the source of this 2640-nucleotide messenger RNA. Lineage: Eukaryota; Fungi; Ascomycota; Pichiomycetes; Serinales; Metschnikowiaceae. The record is from the annotation of a GenBank genome assembly.
AUGCAUGAAAUUUUCCAGGUUGUCAAUUUCGCGACUGGUGAACAGACCAUGACCAACAUUACUAGCUUGAGGAACCAUUUACUCGUCACGUUUCCCGAUUUAAAAAAUGAUUGGAAGUUGGAGACCAAUGAAUUGGAUGGCUUUUCACAUUCUUUCUCGAACUUCUUAGAUACUGUUCGAGUUGCUGCAAAACAUCUACCUCAGAAGAGCCAGGAGAGAAAGACACAAUUACAACCACGACAAGAACUGAUGUCUCAUGAAGAAUUCAUUGACUCAAUUUAUCAGUCAAUCUUUGAGAUUCAUUCAAGUCUGCUUGAUGUCUCCUCAUUUCCGCAAGCUGGUCAAGAAGACAACAAAAUAAGAUUUCAAAUGAAUCGCUUGAAAGAGAAGGAAUGGGUCAGAAUUUGCGAUAGAAUUGGCAGAUCUAGAUUCCAUCAACUUAUUCAGUCAGCCAUUGGCUUUUAUGAAGGCUCUGGCGUCUUUCUUCGAGUCCAUUACGAGGGGCAUGCAACUCGAGAUAAGAAAAAAUCACACCACAUUGAUAAGUCUAAAAUGUACUAUCAUUGGAAGAGCAGAAACUCACAUUUUUCGGCAUUUGAUGGAACUCCUCAUCAAAUCACCAAGACGAUUUUAGCGGAUGGGGGAGUAACUUCUGGAAAAAUCCCUAAUACUGCCAAAAAGCUACUCAAAAUUAUUGGACGCGCCCAGAAAGUUGACUCUCGUUUGGACUAUUAUGGAAUAUUUUAUAAUGUUGUCGGUUCUGCUGGGGGGCCUCAAGUUUUUGAAAGUGCAUCGUGUUUUGACAACGUUUUGAAAUUUGUUCUCAUUUGUUUACAUCGAGUAUUCCCCGAUAUUGUCUUUGGAACACCAGAAAACAAAAAGAUCGUGCAAUCUAGCGUCAGAGCCUUUCUUCGACUCCAAAGAAAGGAACUAUACGAUUUAUCCAAGAUUUCUAACCAAUUAAAAGUGUCAUCUAUUUCCUGGAUAGGAAAAUCAAGACAGAUCUCGUCAACUCAUGAUCUUUUUCUACGCCAACAGAUGCUACAAAGCUUCUUGAGAUGGCUCUUUGAUGAUUUCAUUGUUAAUUUGAUUAAGAACUUUUGGUAUGUGUCUGAAGUGCAGUUAAACCUUUCGGAAACUGGCUCAGCGUAUUUUCCGCAUCGGUCCUGGAGAAUUUUAUCCGAUGAAUGGGUUAUGAAUUACGUCCAUAGCUACCUCAAGGAAGUUGACCCUCGUUCUGAUAGAAAUGCAAGAUAUUUCAAUCACGGUUGUCUCAGAAUUUUGCCGAAGAGCAAUGAUUUUCGACCAUUAUGCGUGCCUUGCAAAUACCACCUUAGUGAGGAGCUGAACUCUUCAUUUCGAGACGCUUUUAAAAUCUAUGAUUGGAACACAAUUCGUCCAAUUCGAGAUAUUUUAAGAAUGCAACAGACCAAAGUGGAUUCUGAAGUUUGCCCCAGAAUUUACUCUACUCGUGGAGUAUUGAUCCGUUUAGCGGAGUACAAAGAAGCUCUUCUCAGGGGCCGGAAAACCUUACCACCAAUCUUUGCUCUCAAAUUCGACAUGAAGCAUUGUUAUGACAACCUCAAUCAAUCGAAAAUCAUAGAGAUCAUUAAUGAUUUGUUUUUAAGUGACAAAGAUGAAGAAGAAUAUUAUGUUAGACGCAUUUCAUCGAGAAAAAAUUUGAGAGCUUUACAUUCAAAAUUCAGGCCAUUGAUGUCCACUAGGCUGAGAGUUUGUAAUUUGGAUGUCAUUCAUAAUCCUGACUGCACUGAUGGUGGAUCAUUUACUGAUGGUGAUGAUAAAAAGAUAUUCAAAUUUACUAAGGGAGAAAUCCUUGAUGUUGUCAAACAUCAAGUUUUGAAUUCUACAAUUGAACUACCUAUGUUUCCCAAAAGAACUUUCAUGCGUAAAAGAGGCAUUUUUCAAGGCACAGCCUUACUGGCAACCUUCUGUGACGUUGUGUACAAUCGGUUGGCUAGCGAGCUAUUUUUGAGGAUCAAAGAGAGAGAAGAAUCCACUUUGCUACGUUUGGCUGAUGAUUUUCUAUUUCUCUCAACGAGUCAAAAGCAUUGCGAGGAUAUGCUAAACAUGGCGACUUCCUCCAUAGCCACAGACUAUGGUGCUUACAUCAAUGUUGAUAAGUGCUCCACAAUUAAUGCAAUAGUGAAUAGCACCUUUAACUUCGUGGGCUUGGAAAUUGACAUCAAGACUUUAAAUGCAAGAUGCGGUGCUUUGCAGCCACUAAACAUUCCAAGAAAGUCGCAAAAAUCAUUUCAAAGUAUUCUACAAUAUUUGCGUUGGAACUGCGGUGUUCGUUUGAACAAUUGUAACCUAAAUUUGAGAUAUACAAGCGAAACUGGUAUAAUUGACCACAUUAAUGACAUCUUGGAACCAGCUUUAGACAGUGUGGCUAAAUACUUCCCACCAGUCAUCAACGAAAAGCAAGAGCAACUUCAAUGCUUAAUAAAAUUUUGCUUUGAAAUUGUAUUAAUCUUCAUGGAAAAGUUAAUCAGCAUUAACGGAAAUGACUUCAAUUUCGAAUGUCUCUAUUUAUCAGUUGCGAAUGUCAUGCGGACCAAAUUAUGGAAUCGAUUUGCUGGUAUUGGAGAUUUGGUAAGUAUAUACUUUGAUAUAGAUUAA